AUGGGUACCUCGUCGUUGCUGAGAUGUGAUGACAUGAUUGUGGUUGUGCCUGCGAAGGAGGACAGGCCCAAGUCAAUCUUGAAGACGACCAAGAAGCAAGACCCUCCGAAAUCAAAGUCUCGGGAUGGUUCACCACCACCGGCUGCACACGUCUCGAGAGCCGUCAAGGAUAGACUGGCUCAAGACGAUGCCGAAAUUGCUGCUCUGGAGAAGAAGCUGGGAAUCAAGUCGACUAAGAGAUCAAAGGCUUUUGCAGAUGAUGGACUGGACGACCUGCUGGAAGGUCUGGACGAUGAGGAAGAUGAAGACGGUCCCAAGAGAAAGCGUUCUGACGACGACGAUUGGUUGCGACAAAAGAGGAGGAAGGUCAGUCAAGCUGCUGCUGUCGAACAGGAGCCUUCAGACGAAGAGGAGGAGGAUGAGGAUGAGGAGAUGAGCGGCGACGAAGACGAGACCGACGGUCUUGAUGAUAUCAUGGACGGUUUGGGUGAAAGCGACGAAGACGGCGACCUGGAUGGACUGGAAGAUGACGAUGAAGAAGAUCUGGACGAGGAUGAAGACGACGAACUGGACGAAGAUGGCGAUAAUGAUAUGGACGACGAGAAGUUCGAGGACUUUGACGAGGACGACGAGGAGAGCGAAGAGGAAGCUCCUGCACCAAGAGUGCGCGAGAAUCCCUACGUUGCUCCUGUACCCGCUGGCGCUGCUCCGGUCCAGAAGUACAUUCCACCUUCAUUGCGAGGUGCUCCCUCAUCAGACACUGAAGCUCUGGCUCGUCUCCGUCGUCAGAUCCAGGGUCAGCUCAAUCGUCUUUCCGAAGCGAACCUUCUGUCAAUCCUGCAAACCAUCGAAGAGAUUUACCAGAACAACCCUCGGCAAUAUGUCACCACAACCCUUAUCGAUCUUCUGCUUGGACUCAUUUGCGACCGUACUACUUUACAAGACACUUUCCUUAUCCUCCAUGCAGGUUUCAUGGCCGCCCUCUACAAGGUUAUCGGAACAGACUUCGGUGCUCAGGUUAUCGAGCGUAUUGUCAAUGACUUUGACAGACACUACACUGGAGGCACCACAGCAGGCAAGGAGACUUCAAACUUGAUGUCCCUGGUUUCCGAACUCUACAACUUCCAACUCGUCGGCUGCAACCUUGUAUUUGACUACAUCCGGUUGUUCCUCACAGAGCUCAACGAAGCGAACACAGAACUCUUGUUGAAGAUCAUCCGUAAUUCUGGACCUCAACUUCGCGCAGACGAUCCUUCUGCUCUGAAGGAUAUUGUCAUCUUGGUGCAGAAGGAAGUCACUCGGAUUGGAGAAGCGAACUUGUCGGUCAGAACAAAGUUCAUGAUUGAGACUAUCAACAACCUCAAGAACAACCGUGUCAAGACUGGUGCUGUGGCUUCUGCCAUCGUGUCGGAACAUACAACAAGAAUGAGGAAGACUUUGGGUUCUCUCAACAACAGAUCGUCUCUCAAAGCAAGCGAGCCUCUCCGCAUCGGACUGGCAGAUAUCCGCGACACGGAAAAGAAGGGUAAAUGGUGGCUUGUUGGUGCAAGUUGGCUGGACCCAGGAAAGCAGGCCAAGGAUGAGAACGAUGCCGAUGCGCCUGUUGUCAAGGCUUCGAAGAACGAUUCGACGACAGUCUCUGCAGACGAUGGCAGUGUCGAUCUGAUACAACUUGCACGUCAACAAGGCAUGAACACGGACAUCCGUCGUGCCAUCUUCGUCACCAUCAUGUCAGCUUCAGACUACCAAGAUGCACACCUUCGUCUUCUCAAGCUUGGUUUCAAGAAGGCUCAGGAGCUUGAGAUCCCUCGCGUGCUGGUUCACUGCGCGGGCGCUGAAGCUACCUACAACCCUUACUAUACUCUCAUCGCCAAGAAGCUUUGCGGUGAGAAGCGCAUGCUCAAGGCCUUCCAGUUCGGACUUUGGGACAUCUUCAAGCGCAUGGGUGAAAAGGCAAUGACAGCGGAUGAUGAAGAUGACGCGUUCGAUGAUGACGAGGAUGAGAACAUGAGCACUCGCAAGAUUGUCAACCUCGCCCGCUUCUACGCAGACCUCAUCACUGAAGGUGGUUUCCCGAUCACAGCGCUCAAGACACUCAACUUUGCCUACCUGCAACCCAAGACAAACACAUUUACCGAAGUCUUGUUGACCAGGAUCUUGAUCAAGAUGAUGAAGAACUCCAAGGGUAGCAAGUGGGAGCUUUCGGUCAACGAGGUGUUCUCCAAAGCCCAAGAAGUACCGGAUAUGGUGCAAGGAUUGCGAUACUUCCUUCAAAAGGUUGUCAGAAAGGCCGAGAUCGCGACUGGCAAAAAGGAGCGUAAGGCGGUGAAGGACGGCUGCGCAGCUGCCAUCGAAGCGUUGACGACGCAUGUUGCGCGUGAUGAUGGUAGCGAGGAUAUGCUGAGCGAUUCUGAUUAG
This is a messenger RNA of Aureobasidium namibiae CBS 147.97, 2418 nucleotides long. RefSeq lists its product as uncharacterized. Gene Ontology annotation, biological process: ribosomal small subunit biogenesis. The record is from RefSeq and is a predicted model, not a curated record. The transcript is spliced from 2 exons. Lineage: Eukaryota; Fungi; Ascomycota; Dothideomycetes; Dothideales; Saccotheciaceae. Gene Ontology annotation, cellular component: nucleolus. Gene Ontology annotation, molecular function: protein binding; RNA binding. Bases 1 to 2418 code for a protein of 805 amino acids.